CUAUAACUGAGUGUGCCGGGCCAAAGCCGGGUGCCAUUUGAGUCCAGGGCUUCAGCGGAAAGGGAAGAACCAUGGCUGCUCACCAGCAAAGCAGAAGGAAAGCCAGGGAGGCAAAAAGAAAGAAGGCCCAGAAGAAGCACCAACAAGCCAGGCGGAAGCAGAAGAAACUGCAGCCCCAGAAGCAGAAGAAGCCGCGCCAGGCGCGUCCUAAGCACAAGGGCCGCCAGAGCAAGGCCGGCGGCAGCGGUGGGGAGCAGGAGAGGAAGGUCUGCCGCCCGCGGCUCUUUGCCUCCAGGAUCCUGCGGCAGAUGCCCAAGGUGCGGAUGGAGGCCAAGGCCAGGAACCUGGUGAAGACCAUGCUGACGGACGUCUACAACCACGUGGCCACCGAGGUGGAGACCCUGAGCCAGAAGAACGAGGCCUCCGCCAUCAGCAGCUCCGAUGUGCAGACCGCCUUGAAAGAAGCCAUGAGCAAGGAGCUGGCCAAGCACACGGCCGAGCCGCCCACCAGCGGGGAGUGCGCUUAGAGGGGACAAGAAGGGAGAGGACCCAGCGCCUUCCCCCAGGAAGGAAACUAAUAAUAAUCAAAAACAAGAGACUUUAAAAUAUUUUGCUGCCUCAAAAUAUCUAUGAAAUCCUGUAUUCUACCACUUUCACCUUGAAAGAUCAUGACAGAUGAAUCAUUCUAUACCCGUGAUAUUCCAAAGGACCACCAUCCGAUUUGUUCCUCUGUGAAAUACCACCGAGCAGUGAAAGGGAACUAUGGCAAUGGGAACCAGAACCAGCAGAAGCAAAAUGAACAGUUAAAUUGAUAAAAUACAUGAAUUUUAUUAUUCAUAAGGUGACACCUGGAAACAAAGGAACUACAACAGGAUUUUAGCAGCUUUAUCCACUUCUUCCAAUAAAUCUGGACUUUUAUCAGCUUUA
Molecule: messenger RNA, 927 nt
Organism: Pogona vitticeps (central bearded dragon)
Lineage: Eukaryota; Metazoa; Chordata; Lepidosauria; Squamata; Agamidae
Source: RefSeq, a predicted model, not a curated record